AUUUUCGAAUUUCCAUAAGUAUUCCAUGAGUAUUCCUACCUCGAACGAUAUAUUAUAAUUGCGUUAUAAGCAUAAGUAUUUCAAACGAUGAUUUCAUGAAUGCCGAGGAAACCGGCGGAGAUGAACAAAUUUGUGAAAAUGCUAUCUCCGCUGUGGUUCGGUGCAAGUUAAAUUCAACUUCCUACACCAUUACAUUACGCAGAUGGAUUUCUAAGACUUAAACGUGAUCAACGUUGGAUUUAUAGAACAAGGAAAAAGUUUUUGAUAAUCUGAACGAAAUGGCGAAUACAGGAGUACUGCCAUUCGUACGAGGAGUUGAUUUUAGCAGCAACGACUUCGGCGAUGGCAAAUUUCCGGAAUCUGUACGUUUAAUGACUGGUAUUCAAUGGCUGAAAUUGAAUCAAACCAACCUGACGGAGAUCCCGGAAGAAAUGGGCAAACUAUUGAAGCUGGUAAAGCUUUCUGCGAAUCUUUAUCCUUGGUCAAGAAUAAGCUAGAACGGCUGUAUGGAGAAUUGACGGAGCUCAGCUGUCUUAGAACUCUGAAUAUAAGGAAGAAUAAUAUCAAAUCCAGUGGUAUUCCGGCAGAAUUGUUUCACUUGGAAGAAUUGACAACCUUGGAUCUAAGUCACAAUAACUUGAAGGAAGUACCUGAAGGACUGGAGAGGGCCAGAUCUUUGUUAAAUCUAAAUUUGAGCCACAACCACAUCGAUGCUAUUCCCAACACGCUAUUUAUUCAUCUGACUGAUUUGCUGUUCCUGGAUCUUAGUAAUAAUAAAUUAGAAACACUGCCACCGCAAACUCGCCGUCUAGCAAAUUUACAGACACUGAAUUUAAAUCAUAAUCCACUGGGCCACUUUCAAUUAAGGCAACUACCGUCCCUGAUGAAUUUAACUACUCUUCAAAUGCGCGACACGCAACGAACAUUGAACAAUAUCCCUUCGAGUUUAGAAACACUGACGAAUUUGCAGGAACUCGAUUUGUCGCAAAACAAUUUACCUCGAGUUCCGGACGCACUUUACUCUCUAUUGAACUUGCGUCGUUUAAAUUUGAGUGACAAUCAAAUAACGGAACUAUCAACGGCGAUCGAGUUAUGGAUCAAAUUGGAAACUUUAAAUUUAAGCCGUAAUAAACUGUCCGCGAUCCCUGCCUCCUUAUGUAAAAUCGUCACUCUCAGGCGAUUAUACUUAAACGAUAAUCUACUAGAUUUCGAAGGUAUUCCAUCAGGAAUCGGGAAAUUGUCAUCGUUGCAAGUAUUCUCGGCAGCGAACAAUCUUUUGGAAAUGAUACCUGAGGGUUUGUGCAGAUGCGGAUCGUUAAAGAAAUUAAUAUUGUCCUCGAAUCGAUUGAUCACGGUUCCGGACGCUAUUCACCUCCUUACUGAUUUGGAUCAGUUGGAUUUAAGGGAUAAUCCAAACUUAGUGAUGCCACCAAAACCGACGGAGGUACAAAAGGGUUCCGGUAUAGAGUUUUACAAUAUCGAUUUCUCCCUGCAACAUCAGUUGAGACUCGCUGGUGCCAAUGUACCUACACCGACGCAGAAUGCUGGUAGCAAGGAUCCGAUAGCUCGGAAAAUGAGACUCAGAAGGAGGCGAGAUCAAGAGGAAGCUGAUCAGGACCAGGCAAAAAUAUUAAAAGGGAUGAAAGAUAUAGCCAAAGAUAAGAACAAGGAUAAAGAAUGCGAGGAAUCUAAAGCGGAGUCGUUGAAGCCGAAACGAUGGGAUGAAACCCUAGAAAAACCACCAUUGGAUUACUCGGAAUUCUUCGAUGAAGAUGCCGGCCAGGUUCCUGGAUUGUCGGUAUGGGAAAUCGAGAAUUUCCUACCGAACGAGAUAGAAGAAGUGGCGCACGGGAAAUUUUACGAAGGCGACUGUUACAUCAUUUUAAAAACCGAAGUCGAUGAAUCCGGAUCGUUGCUCUGGGCGAUUUACUUUUGGAUCGGAGAGAAAGCUACAUUGGACAAAAGAGCUUGCGCCGCGAUUCACGCUGUGAAUCUGCGUAACUACUUGGGCGCACAGUGUCGCACGAUCCGGGAAGAACAAGGCGAGGAAUCGGAUGAAUUUUUAAUGUUGUUCGAGUCUGGCAUUACGUAUAUCGAAGGAGGUCGCACGGCCUCUGGCUUUUACACGGUCGAAGACACGCCGGUGGUAACGCGAUUGUAUAGAGUGCACGCCGCCGGUGCGUCGAUUCAUUUGGAACCAGUUCCCGUCUGUUUCGAAUCCCUCGAUGCGGGAUUCGUAUUCGUCCUCGAUACAAACAGUAAAAUAUUCAUAUGGUACGGGAAGAAAGCGAAGAGCACGUUGAAAUCGAAAGCGAGAUUAAUGGCUGAGAAGAUCAACAAGAACGAGAGGAAGAAUAAAGCAGAGAUCCUGACAGAAAUUAUGGGCACGGAGUCCGACGAUUUUCUAUCGUAUUUAAACGUCACUGAUAUCUCAGAUCGUCCAACAAUCGUCGAGCACGUGGAUCCAGACUUUGCACCACCCGCGGCUCGUUUAUAUCAAGUGCAACUCGGCAUGGGUUAUUUGGAAUUACCGCAGAUCGAAGUGCCGCAUGGAAAAUUGUCUAAUACACUUUUAAACAAUCGCAACGUUUAUAUAUUGGACUGCCACGUAGACGUUUACGUCUGGUUUGGGAAGAAAUCUACGAGACUGGUACGUGCAGCGGCUGUUAAGCUUUCCCAAGAAUUGUUUAACAUGAUAGAUCGGCCGGAGUACGCGUUGGUAACUAGAUUGCAAGAAGGGACCGAGUCGCAGAUUUUCAAAUCGAAGUUCGCCGGAUGGGACGAAGUUAUAGCGGUCGAUUUUACUCGAACUGCAGAGUCUGUUGCUAAAACUGGCGCGGACCUUACGAAAUGGGCGAAACAACAAGAGACUAAGGCGGAUCUAGCUGCGUUGUUCAUGCCUAGACAACCGCCUAUGUCGUUCACAGAGGCUCAGCAACUGAUGUCGGAAUGGAACGAUGAUUUGGAAGGGAUGGAAGCGUUGGUCUUGGAAGGGAAGAAGUUUGUGCGUUUACCGGAGGAAGAACUGGGACAUUUCUAUAGCGGUGAUUGUUAUGUGUUUUUGUGCCGUUACUGGAUGCCAUUGGAUACUGCAGAAAACGAGGACGGCGACGAGCAAUUCGAAGAGGAUUACCAAUGCACAGUAUACUUCUGGCAAGGCAGAGAUGCAGGGAACAUGGGAUGGUUGACGUUUACAUUUAGCUUGCAGAAGAAAUUUAAAUCGCUGUUCGGCGAGAACUUGGAAGUAGUCAGAACUCAUCAGCAACAAGAAAACUUAAAGUUCUUAUCGUAUUUUAAAAGAAAGUUCAUUAUCCAUCAUGGUAAGCGUAAAGAACCUAAGACUAGUGGUAGUAACAAGGUCGAGUUUUAUCAUUUAAGGAGUAAUGGAAGCGCGUUAUGUACCAGACUGAUACAAAUACCGGCAGAUUCAACAUUACUGAACUCCGCAUUUUGUUAUAUUUUAAACGUGCCAUUCAAUAACGACGAUGAGACUGGAAUAGUGUACGCAUGGAUCGGCUCGAAAGCUGACAACGACGAAGUGCGUUUAAUCCAAGAGAUCGCUGAGGAAAUGUUUAACAACCCAUGGAUAAGUCUCCAAGUUUUGAACGAAGGUGAGGAACCGGACAAUUUCUUCUGGGUAGCUCUCGGUGGAAAGAAACCGUACGAUACCGAUGCGGAAUACAUGAAUUACACCAGAUUGUUCCGAUGUUCGAACGAGAAAGGGUAUUUCACUAUCAGUGAGAAGUGCACCGACUUUUGUCAGGAUGAUUUGGCGGACGAUGAUAUUAUGAUCUUGGAUAACGGCGAACAAGUAUUUUUAUGGCUGGGAAGCCGUUGCUCGGAAGUAGAAAUCAAAUUGGCAUUUAAGUCUGCUCAGGUAUAUAUUCAACACUUGCGUGUGAAACAACCAGACAAACCGCGUAAGCUGUUUUUAACUGCGAAGGGAAAAGAAUCGCGAAGAUUCACCAAAUGUUUUCAUGGCUGGAGUUCGCAUAAGAGACCACCGCAAUAAAAUAAACGAUUUGAUUCGAUCAGUUUUAUUUUUACUGUUUCGAUACCGUUCGUUUGCUGCACAUGCACAAACGCGAUGUUUCUUCUUCUGUUACAUUUAUUUUUUAAUUUAUUAAAGCAUUAUUUUACAAGGUAUAGAUAUAUGUGCGUCUGUCUGUAUAUUAGGCUCUGUGUUAUAUACAAUUCCUAUGCGCGAUUUCAACAGAUAUGUUUACAUGUAUACAUAUAUAUGUACAUAGAUGCGUAAAUUAUUUUCAGAAAAAAUGUUUGUCGAACGUUACGAAAAUUGAUUUUCACUUUCGUGUAAAUAAAACUGAAGAAAAACGAGAAUUCCCAUGAUUAACUUAAUGUAUCAAAGUGGAAAAUGUAUGUAUAUAUAUAUAAAUAAGAAAGGAAUGAUUUUA
Molecule: messenger RNA, 4415 nt
Organism: Ceratina calcarata
Lineage: Eukaryota; Metazoa; Arthropoda; Insecta; Hymenoptera; Apidae
Gene: fliI
Product: FLII actin remodeling protein
Exons: 12
Coding region: 386-4012 (1208 amino acids)
Biological process (GO): myofibril assembly; actin polymerization or depolymerization; barbed-end actin filament capping
Cellular component (GO): actin cytoskeleton; nucleus; cytoplasm
Molecular function (GO): actin filament binding; phosphatidylinositol-4,5-bisphosphate binding
Source: RefSeq, a predicted model, not a curated record